AGCCACACCCACGCCCACUAAGCUUCCUUCGCCUCUCACCUUCACAAAUACAAUGCAGAAAAACCAACUCCUCUUCUUCCUCUGUUUCCUCUGCCUCUUCUUCUUCUCCCUACAACCAAUCCCAGCCCUUGGAGACUCCCCUCCCGAAACCGACGGCCCCGAUUUCAUCCGCGCUAGCUGCGGCGCCACCUUAUACCCCGACCUUUGCUACGCCUCGCUCUCCGGCUACGCCGACGUCAUCGAGCAAAGCCCCGCCCAGCUGGCCAAAGUCGCCGUGACUAUCUCCCUCUCCAAGGCCCGCCACGUGGCCUCCUACAUCUCCAACAUCUCCCGUGACGGCGACUGCUGCAGCGAGCCCCGCGCCGUCGCCGCCCUCCACGACUGCGCCUCCACCUUCGGCGACGCCGUGGACGAGAUACGCGGCUCUCUCAAGCAGAUGCGCCAGGCUGGCGCCGCCACCGCCGGCGAGUCGUUCCGGUUCAUGAUGUUUAACGUGCAGACGUGGAUGAGCGCCGCCCUUACCAACCAGGACACGUGUACCGACGGAUUUGAGGAUGUUUCCGAUGAGACCUUGAAAACGAACGUCUGCGAUCAGGCGGUCACUGCGAAGAAGUUCACGAGCAAUGCUCUGGCGUUGGUUAAUAGUUACGUUGACAGUGUGGGAACUCCCUAAGGGCGCGUUGUUAACCGUUCGAUUCAGUGAAUUAUGAUCUUCUUUCUCUCUCUCUCUCUUUUUUAUUUUUUUUAGGGUGGUUUGGAUUCAGUGAAUCUAAAUCUAAUAUAUUACGUUGUAAAACAUACAGAUAUAUGUAUAAGAAAUGUUUUUGCUUUUAAUUAAGAGGAAAAGGACAUGUUUGAAUGUUAUGGGUGGUGACUGUAAGUUUUUAGUGGGAUCUCCCUCAGUCGCGCACCCACCUCCUGUUUGAAUAAAAGAUAAUCAGUGAGAAUAAACAGAGUGUCUUCUUCUA
Malania oleifera is the source of this 968-nucleotide messenger RNA. RefSeq names its product 21 kDa protein. The record is from RefSeq and is a predicted model, not a curated record. Gene Ontology annotation, biological process: negative regulation of catalytic activity. NCBI's taxonomy places the organism in Eukaryota, Viridiplantae, Streptophyta, Magnoliopsida, Santalales, Ximeniaceae. The transcript has a single exon. Gene Ontology annotation, molecular function: enzyme inhibitor activity. The coding region runs from base 53 to 673 and encodes 206 amino acids.